AUGAUCUUAUCACCGUCAUCAGCUAAAUCAUUUCCUUAUCAUGGUUACAGAUUACCACUCCAUAUUUAUCCGAACUAUUAUGCAAUUCAUCUUCACCCAAAAUAUGAUCAGUUAAUCACUCAUGGUAGCAUGAUCAUUGUCGUGACUUGCCAAGAAAAAACUGAUUUCAUUAUUUUACAUAAGAAACAAAUAGUAAUUAGUACUAUUUCAAUAAGCAGUGUUAACAACGGAAAUGACAGUAUUAAAGUGAUUAAAACUGUAGAAAAAUCUAAAUAUAACUUUUACUACCUUCAGUUAGAAGAUUAUUUACAACCUAAUUAUCAGUAUAUCAUUCAUAUGAAAUUUACUAGUUACAUUAGAACUAAAAUUCUGAAUGGAUUCUAUCGAUCUCAUUACAAGACCACUAAUGGAACGACUAGGUUAGCCAAUUUUAACACUCUCUUCGAGUCAACACACGCUAGAGCUGUAUUUCCUUGCUUUGAUGAACCUGUAAUGAAAGCAAUUUUUUCCAUAAGUAUUACUGUCCCAAAUGGCUACUCUGCUCUCUCCAAUACUCGUUUAUAUUUAACAAAAAGACUUUCUAAUCAGAAAGUUUUCUAUAAGUUUCGUCCUUCACCAAAAAUGAGUGUAUAUUUAGUCGCACUUGUAGUGUCUGACUUUAAACAUCUCGAAGGAAAGACUACUUCUAAUAUAAGUGUUCGAACAUGGGCAAAUCCGCGCCUUUGUCAACAUACAAAAUACUCAUUGAAUAUCGCCAUAAAAAUUAUACCAUUCUACGAAAGAAUUUAUGGUAUUGCUUAUCCUUUAUCUAAGAUGGCAGAUAUGGUCGUAGUACCCCAGUUCGCUGAUGGAGCCAUGGAAAAUUGGGGAUUAAUUACUUACAGAGAGACAUCGAUGAUAUAUAAUAAACUCACUGAUGCAUUGCAUACUAAGCAGAUAGUUGCACUCACUGUUGCACACGAAAUAGCCCAUCAGUGGUUUGGAGACUUAGUAACGAUGAGAUGGUGGAACGAUGUCUGGUUAAAUGAAGGUUUCGCUUCCUAUAUGGAAAAUGUUGGUGCAAAUUUUGUUGCUCCGGAAUUGAAAUUGAUGAAGCAGUUUCUGUUUACCAAUUAUGCUCCGGCACAAGAUCAAGAUGCCCUACCUACAAUUCACCCUAUUGUAACACAUGCAGCAACAGCUGAUCAAAUCGAUUACUUAUUUGACGAUAUUUCUUACCUAAAGGGAGGCUGCAUUCUUCGAAUGUUGGAGAGUUUUCUAGGAACUGAAACAUUCUAUCGUGGAAUAUAUCAUUACUUAUCACAACAUAAGUAUAAAACUGCAACGCAUCAGGAUUUAUGGAGAGCUUUACAAUGGGUAUGUAGACUACUUUGUUAG
This is a messenger RNA of Trichoplax adhaerens, 1377 nucleotides long. RefSeq lists its product as uncharacterized. The record is from RefSeq and is a predicted model, not a curated record. NCBI's taxonomy places the organism in Eukaryota, Metazoa, Placozoa, Uniplacotomia, Trichoplacea, Trichoplacidae. The transcript is spliced from 7 exons. Gene Ontology annotation, biological process: peptide catabolic process; proteolysis. Gene Ontology annotation, molecular function: peptide binding; zinc ion binding; metalloaminopeptidase activity. Gene Ontology annotation, cellular component: cytoplasm. The coding region runs from base 1 to 1377 and encodes 458 amino acids.